AUGGACAGUAUUAUCUUUAGGCUAUCAUUAGCAGUGCUUUUAUUAACAGCAUCAGAAGCAGUGAUUCGACAGCGACCGAAGAAUUCAAAAACAUGUCCAGCAGUGUCCAACAUGGAUGAAUUUUCAAUGGAAAGAUUCAACGGAACUUGGUAUGAGGUUUAUACAUCUAUGGCUAAUUCAACUUUAGUAGAAAGAUGUGAUCGUAUAAAGCUAUCUGCUGCUGCACGUGGACGACUGUCAAUCUACAGAAGGUUUAUAAAUGCUCAAGGAAUAGAAGUUAAGAGUAUGGGAAUAGCAGCUGAGAUCGAAGAAGGUGUAGUUGCUUUUCAUUAUCCAGCAUUUAUGAUCACAAACCUUUACGAGAUCAUCAUCACGGACUACGAUAGCUAUGCUAUCCUUUAUUACUGUACAAAUGAUUUCGAAUUUUGGGUUUAUAGCCGUCAACCUGAACCCAAUGCUCAGCUUCUUGUGCUGAUUUUUCAAAAACUACGAGAACGUGGUUUUACAAAAGUUAAAAUCUACCGAACUGAUCAGUUGAAUUGUGCUAUGAAGGGAUUUUGAUUGAUUUGAAAGGUAUUAAACCUACAAAAUCUCAGACUCUAUCUCUGUCCACAAUUAAUGCUUAGAUCUCAAGUUUGAAAAUCAUCAACA
Molecule: messenger RNA, 651 nt
Organism: Chironomus riparius
Lineage: Eukaryota; Metazoa; Arthropoda; Insecta; Diptera; Chironomidae
Source: the annotation of a GenBank genome assembly